AUGCAGCGCUACGGUGAGCACGGCUCCUCUCCUGAGCGAGAGCCUCUCGACGGCUACCACGCGCCGCCCAGCCCUGCCUACCCCCCCGAGACUCCCUAUCACGACAGUGUCUCGCCUCAGCCUCACUACCGCCAGCCUCCUCCGCCCGUGCCCCAGCACCAGCACCAGGACUACGGCUACGAGCAUGAGCACGAGCAUGACUACGACGAGGGCCAGGCGCCUCCUCCGCCUCACCACCAGGGCGACGCCGGCUACUUUGCAGGCGAAGGCCACAAUGACGGGUAUGCGCAACACACCACAGCAAACUCCACCUCCCGGGGAUACUCCCAGAAUAACGUGACGCCCGGCUCUGACAACUUCAGCGAGAUGGCCGCGGGGGGCAUGGCGGGCAUUGCCUACGGCGUGGCAGAGCGCAACGCGCGCGAGAGCGGCAUGCAGGCGAUUCACGGCGGCCUCCCUCCUCCGCCAUCCCACGCUCGAUAUCCCGACGGCGGCUACGGCAACGGCAACGGCAACAGCUACGGCAACGGCUACGGCUACGGGCCUGGCAACGGCGGCUACUACCACCCGGGCUCUGAGCGAGGCUCGAUGGGCGUGUCGGGCGUGUCGGGCGCCAACAGCUCGCGCUCGCCUUCUCGCAGCGCCCGAGAGUCUCGCAGCACAAGAGACCCCUAUGCCGACGACCACUAUCCGCAGAUGUAUGCUGCGGGCUCUCGAAAUAGCAAUCCGAUGCUCGGCAUAGUCAAUCCUAAUGAGAUUGUGGACGACGGCGACGACGGCCUGGAUUAUUCUCGACGUAGCCAGCGGAAUUCCACCCUCGGCGCUGAUGCGGCAAAGGGAGCGGCGGCGGUGACGACGGCGGCGGUUGGGGCUGGAGCGAUUCGAAGUGCAUUGGGACGAAGUGGAGCUGACGCCGGCGGCAUCUUUGACAACGGUAGCACCGAAGAAAAGUCGGCCUGGAUGGCACAGCACUCCUCCCAGAGCAAGAAAUGGCGCUGGAUCAUCUCCAUCAUCGUCGUCCUGCUCAUCAUCGGCGGCGUCGUUGGCGGUGUCGUUGGAAGCCGCGUCGCCAACAAAAGCGGCAGCAAGUCUGGCAACGGCAGCGGAAGUUCCAAAGGCGGCAGUGGCAGUGGAGGCGGCAGUGGAGACGAUGAUGGCAGCGAUCUCACCAUCAACAGCCAAGAGAUCAAGGAUCUGCUCAACAACCCCGACCUGCACAAGGUCUUCCCCGGCAUCGACUACACGCCGCUCAACACGCAGUAUCCCGACUGCCUGGCCAACCCGCCCUCGCAGAACAACAUCACGCGCGAUGUGGCGGUCCUCAGCCAGCUGACCAACAAGAUCCGCCUCUACGGCACCGACUGCAACCAGACGCAGAUGGUGCUGCACUCCAUCUCUGCCCUCGAGAUGACGAGCGACAUCAAGGUGUGGAUGGGUGUCUGGCAGGAUAACAACGCCACCACCAACGCCCGCCAGCUCGCGCAGAUGUGGGACAUCCUGGACAAGUACGGCGACGACCCCUUUGAGGGCAUCAUCGUUGCCAACGAAGUGCUCUUCCGCAAGCAGUUCACCGUGGCCAGCCUCGGCGAGCUGCUCGACGACGUGCGCACCAACCUCACCAAGAACAAGUAUGAUCUCCCAGUCGCUACCUCCGACCUGGGAGACGACUGGACUCAGGCGCUGGCCGACGAUAGCGACUACAUCAUGGCCAACGUCCACCCGUUCUUUAGUGGAACAACGGCGACCGAGGCUGCUGACUGGACCUACAGCUUCUGGAAGGGCCACGACGGCCCCUUUUGGAAGACUGACACGUCCAAGAACAUCAUCUCCGAGACCGGCUGGCCUACGGGAGGUGGCAAGGACUGCGGCGGCCCCAGCACCUGCACGAACCCGGCCGUGGCUGGAAUAGACGAGCUCAACACGUUUAUGAGUGAUUGGGUCUGCCAGGCGCUCGAGAACGGCACAAACUACUUUUGGUUUGAGGCCUUUGACGAGCCAUGGAAGGUCAUCUACAACACGCCCACCGAGGCGUGGGAGGACAAAUGGGGCCUCAUGGAUGCCAACCGCAAGCUCAAGGAUGGUGUCAAGAUUCCCGACUGCGGCGGCAAGACGGUUUCGUGA
Molecule: messenger RNA, 2121 nt
Organism: Trichoderma atroviride IMI 206040
Lineage: Eukaryota; Fungi; Ascomycota; Sordariomycetes; Hypocreales; Hypocreaceae
Source: RefSeq, a predicted model, not a curated record